Tachysurus vachellii is the source of this 7212-nucleotide messenger RNA. RefSeq names its product signal-induced proliferation-associated 1-like protein 1. The record is from RefSeq and is a predicted model, not a curated record. Gene Ontology annotation, cellular component: cytoplasm. Lineage: Eukaryota; Metazoa; Chordata; Actinopteri; Siluriformes; Bagridae. The transcript has 21 exons. The coding region runs from base 398 to 5548 and encodes 1716 amino acids. Gene Ontology annotation, biological process: activation of GTPase activity; regulation of small GTPase mediated signal transduction. Gene Ontology annotation, molecular function: protein binding; GTPase activator activity.
CGGUGAUCUCAUUGCUUCAAUAACUGCAUGGUGCAGCUGGACCCAGUAGCAACUUUGAAGCAAACUUUAAACUUCUACAGUCAGCAAAACAACCGGAUUAUGGUGUGUAUCCGUGGAUGUGUUCAAACCGGAGUAAACCGGUGUGUGUGUUUAGGAUCUGUUUAGUAUUUGUCUCCUGCAGGCAGGGCAGCUGUUGUUGGACGGAGCGAUGAGAAGGUUGUGUGAAUGAUCAGGUAUGACCAUUUUACAAGAUCACCAUGACGGCCUGAGAAAUAUUGCACUGAUGCUCAUAGUCUCUGGAAACCAAAGAAAAAGGACAUAGUCUCAGUGGAACCGCAACAACCCCACCCUCGAAAAUGCUCCAGACUUAAGCCGCUCAGUUUGGUGAGACGUCACCAUGACGAGCAUGAAACGCUCACCUUCUGAGCGACCUGCUGUCGGGACAGUCCUUGCCUCUGAAGAAUUUUAUACUCGUCCGUUACGUCAGACCAAUGGGGGGGUAAACCCUCUGCGCCCUGAAAACUCUUACCAGACAGGGGGCAUGACUGGAGUACCAAAAAUGGGAGUCCGAGCUCGGGUUGCUGACUGGCCACCAAGGAGAGAUGGGGGAACUUUGCGACCAACCAACACAAAUUCCGAUACAAUGACUCACACGGGAGCUAGCUCAGGUAGUCAGCCCAAACUUGGUGUUCUGAUUGGCCCCCAAGAUUCCUUAAUGCUUCAAAACAUCCAAAAGACACUUCAGAGCAAGAUAAAUGCAACCGGUUGUUUAAGUUCUAUGGAAGCGCAGAUGCUUACAGUUGACGAUUACAGAAGCUCUUCUCGUGGUAACACUAGACGCAUCCGACAACGUAGUAAUAGUGACAUGACCUUAAGUGAAAUUGAUGGUAGUGGGGAUAGUGGGGAAGAUUGGGGUACUACAGGGACAAAGUGGUCUCCAUUGCACCGGGAGUAUGGCAGCACUUCCUCCAUUGACCAGCAUGCAGUUUCUUCCUCUGAAAUCUCAAGGAACAGCUUCUUUGAGAUGUUAAAGGGCUAUGAAGGGGAGAAGCAAGACCAACGCAGCCCAGCACCUGAAAGACUGGCAGAACUAUUAACAGUCUCUACCAAAGAGCAGGAUCUGUUGGACUCGGUUAUAGAAGACUUGAAAAACGAGUCACCUUCUAUUCGGUUAAGAGAACGAGACAAACCCCCAAAGCGAAGGUCCAAAUCAGAGACAGGGGGUGAAUCAAUAUUCAGGAAACUCCGCAGUGCAAGGACAGAUGUGGAUUCUCCAAGGGCGGGUUCUGAUAUGGAGGACAACCGGCUUGAAGAUUCCAAACCUCCCUUAAAACCCUGGGUCUGCCAGAAAGGCUUUGCACAUUAUGAUGUCCAGAGCAUGUUGUUUAACAUGAAUGAGGUGAUCCAGAACAGACAGAACUCUGCAGCCAAAUGCAAAAACACUACUUCUGGUGCCUCUGCUGCUUCUGCAUUUUCUGGUUCAGCAACAUCCACUUUAUCUUCAACACACAGCCUGCCAUACAGCUCUCCUGGUGGCAGCCAGGAGGAACUUAACGUGCGGGAUAGUCCGACUUUGGACACAGCUGAUGAUGAGGGCAAUGAAUUAGUACUGAAAUGUCCUUGUUUCUGUACUGAAACUGGGGGUGACAUUAGACAUAAGGCCGGGGUUGCUGUAUCAGGUGAGCUGGGUGGGGGGAAUUCCAGAGUUUUUGGACGAGAUGAAACUGCACUAAGCCAUCACUGUGCCAACGGAGGCAUUGCUGUCGUAGAAGGUCCCAAAGACGCAGCCAGCUUACUCGGUGAUCGUGACAAGCAGUAUGCCAUUGAGCAUGUGGACCUUGGAGCGUACUACUACAGGAAAUUCUUUUACUUGAGAGAGCACUGGAACUACUUUGGUAUAGACGAGGUAUUGGGCCCAGUGGCAAUAAGCAUAAGAAGAGAGAAGUUGGAUGACCACAAGGAGCAUGGCCAGCAGUAUAACUACCGAAUAAUAUUCAGAACUAGUGAGCUGACCACCUUGCGUGGCUCUGUGCUCGAGGAUUCAGUGCCUUCCACUGCUAAACAUGGCACUGCUCGAGGGCUACCCCUUAAAGAAGUGUUAGAAUACCUGUUACAGGAGCUGGACAUUUCCUGCCUGCGGCUUGCCCUCAAUACCCCAAAAGUUACGGAGCAGCUGAUGAAAUUGGAUGAGCAGGGGCUUAGCUUCCAGGUGAAGGUGGGGGUAAUGUACUGCCGUGCAGGCCAGAGCACAGAGGAGGAGAUGUAUAACAAUGAAAUGGCUGGUCCUGCCUAUGAAGAGUUCCUGCAGCUCCUUGGAGAGAAAGUGCGAUUGAAAGGGUUCAGCAAGUACCGGGCUCAGCUGGACACCAAGACGGAUUCCACUGGGACACACUCUCUGUACACUGCAUACAAGGACUAUGAGAUCAUGUUUCACGUGUCAACCAUGUUACCAUACACUCCAAACAACAAGCAGCAGUUGUUGAGGAAGAGACACAUUGGGAAUGAUAUCGUCACCAUCGUUUUCCAGGAGCCAGGAGCUCUUCCCUUCACCCCCAAAAACAUCCGUUCACAUUUCCAACAUGUCUUCAUCAUUGUCCGCGUUCACAAUCCCUGCUCGGACAACACCUGCUACAGUGUGGCAGUCAGUCGCUCGAGUGAUGUGCCCUCGUUUGGACCCCUAAUCCCAAGAGAAGUGACUUUACCCAAAUCCACCGUGUUUAGAGAUUUUCUUCUGACGAAAGUCAUCAACGGCGAGAACGCCGCUCAUAAGUCGUCCAAGUUUGGUGGCAUGGCUACACGCACUCGUCAGGAGUACCUGCGCGACCUGGCGGAGAACCAUGUUACCAGCACUCCGGUGGAGUCAGCAGGCAAAUUUCCUUUCAUCUCUCUGGCACAUAAGCGAAAAGAGAAAAUCCGGCCUUAUGCAGGGGCAGAGCUGCGCAGCAUGGGGGCAAUCACAUGGGCAGUGCAUUUGGAAGACUUGGUGAUGGGGGCAGAGCGUGAGGGUCUGCUGGCGAUCUCAAAUGAGUUUGUCAUUAUCCUCGACCAGGAGAUCAAAGCCUUGGCGUUCAAUUGCUCCACAAGAGACGUGAUUGGCUGGUCGCUGGGAAGCCCCGCCUCCAUGAAGAUCUACUAUGAGCGUGGGGAGAGCGUUUCACUGCGAUCCAUCAACAACAACACAGAGGACUUUGGCGAGGUAGUUAAACGCCUCGAGCUGGUGACUAAAGGGAGUCAGACGAAGGAGAUGACACUGAGAAGGAACGCUCUAGGUCAGCUCGGGUUCCAUGUGAAUUUCGAGGGCGUCGUAGCCGAUGUCGAACCCUACGGCUACGCGUGGCAGGCGGGGUUGAGGCAGGGCAGCCGUUUGGUGGAGAUCUGCAAAGUUGCAGUGGCAACGCUGUCACAUGAGCAAAUCAUUGACCUGCUGCGCACCUCGGUGACAGUCCGAGUGGUGAUCAUCCCUCCACACGAGGACUCCACUCCCCGCAGAGGUUGCUCGGAGAUAUACCACAUGCCGCUAGUGGACUACAAAAACCACAAGGAGGGGAUGCCCUAUGAGUAUAAGUUCCCCUUUCGCAACAGCAAUGAGAAGUGGCCUCGACCCACCGCUCCUCCACAGACUGUGGUCUGUACUUCUCAAAAUCGAAAUGUCAACCAAGGCCAAGGGGCAGCGCUAAACAAGGCGCAGAAUUCCGACUACGCGAGACGCGGUUCACUCUUCCCUCGCAGCGUGUCCAGUGAAGGCCAUCCGCUGAAUGCUAAAAGAUAUUCUCCAGGCUCUGAUAACUACGCCCUGGCUUGCUCCAUUGUGAUGGGCCGGUCUCCCCACACCCGCAACUCCCCCAACAACCAAUCAUUCUCCAGUGACACCAGCUCCAGCUCCACACACUGGCGUCAGAAGUCCAAUCCAGACGGCUUUAAUGCAAACCGCAGCUCACCAUUAACUGCUGAUCGUCAGAUUCUGAAGGAGUGUGUGUGGGUUACACCCAGCUGGGUCAGAGUGGUGGAGGGAGAAGGAGCCAGUAGGACACCAUCAGACCUGACAAACAUAAAACCAGUCCUGAUGAGCAUUGAUCAACACCACAAAGAUCAUAACGCAUCACCCUACCCAAACACAAGCGCUAAGAACGACGCUACGUCCAUCAGCCAAUCCGCCAGCACCACACUGUCCAGCCAUGCCUCCAGCUCAACCCAUAGUGAAGAGAAGUGGUUCGAUUUUGGUGGUAGGCUGGAGUCUGAGCUGAAUGGCUUUACAACCACUUGUCCCCAGGGAGCUUCCGCUAAUGGCGCCAUUGAAGCUGCACACAGGAACUCUAAGGCUAAAGAGAAAGCCUCAGCUCACUGGGGAGAGAUCACCUCCACCUGUAAUGAUCUGCAGGCCUCCCGUGCACACUCAGAGACUCCCCUUCACACAGAUCUCACUGAGAAUCAAGCCAAAAGCUCUCUGCCUCCAGAUAUCAGUUCCCAUACUACCAGUGAUGCAGCCUCUCAUUCCAGCACUCUGAGUUCAGUGCACUCGGGCAGCCCACCGAGCUCCGCUCAGGAGGAAUCAGCCCCCUUCACCUCCUCCCCCACCCACCCAUCCCUCUCUCCUGGAGCCAAGAGCUUCUACCCCCGCCAGGGCGCCACCAGCAAGUACCUGAUUGGCUGGAGGAAACCGGGGGGCACCAUCAACUCGGUGGAUUUUGGUAGCAGUCGCAAGCGACAUCAGAGCGAUGGGUAUUUAGGUGGGCAGCCUCAGCUACGGGCCACUAUGAAGAUGAGCCAGUCUCCCCAACCCACUGCCAAAUCCACUGUUGAGGAGGAUCUAAAGAAGCUCAUCACUCUGGACAGCCCUCCUCCCAGCUGUAGCAAAACUAAGCCCUUCUCACUGUCCACACCGAGCCCCCGAUCCUUACAGCGGACCUUCUCUGACGAGAGCAUCUUCAGCGGGCAGAGGAUGCUCACAGCGGCCCGUCAGAGUGCCGACCUGUUCGGUCGCUCCACCAUGCCACGCUCACCCAGCACACGCAGUGCCUCCCUGCACCACCGAUCAUACACACAGGGGGCCAAAUCUCUGGGUGACCUGACUUUCACAGAGAGCAGUGUAUUUGAGGCUGGGCCAUGCAGAAAGCCCCAGCAGGACCCUGGCCUCAUCCCCCUUCCUGAUGCCAGUGCAGACAGCGGGCUCGACUGGUCUGAUCUUGUGGAUGCUGCCAAAGCCUUUGAAGUUCAAAGAGCAACAUUCUUGGCAGUGAAAGAUGCCACUUCUAGGUCAGAGACACACAGCCCCAGCUCACAGAAGACUGAGCCUCAGACAUCCCUACAACAACAAGGCUCCUCCAGUGAGAGCCCUGCCAGUCUGAUGGGGAAAGUCAGCCAGCUGGAGUCAAUGGUGAAACUGCUGCAGGAGGAUCUGAAAAAGGAGAAGGAUGCAAAGGCCUCGUUGCAGGCUCAGAUCCAAGGUCUGAGGGCAGACAAUCAGCGGCUGCUGGAGGAAUCUCAAAACACCUCAGCCAAGCUGAAGAAGUUCACAGAAUGGGUUUUUAACACCAUCAACAUGGACUGAUUCUCUGACCUUCCAGUGUCCUGUUGCCACACUCUAAAUGCAAUAUGAUUAAUCACAGUGCAUCUCUAAGCGAUUCAUUGUGACUCCUCAUAUAUACCUGAACCCUGCAUGUCUUUCUGUCGUUCUGAACUUCUGCCAUCCCCCCCCCCUGAGUGCCAGACCUGCCAGAACUAUUUCAGGAGAACUACUGUAGUCUUUUUUUUUUUUCUCUGAGAGGGUUAUUGAUUUGCUUAAUUGCCCACUUCCUCUCUGUUCUUUGGCUCUAUAUAAUGUGAUGUUCUUAAAGAAACUCAUGUCAAGGCUAUAAAAUGGUAAUUCACAUGCUCACACACUAUAAAAUGGUAAUUCACAUGCUCACACACUCUAAAAUGGUAAUCCAGAAAUUGCAAAGAAAGCUAUAACCAAGUCCACUAUGCUGUACAGUUUAAACCUGUGUGAGGGACAAAAACACAUUAGUAAACACUUACAUAUAGAGGACCCCCACCCCCAUCUCCAAUAGCAUUAGAUGUUGGAGGGCAAAAGUCAUUCGUGCUAAAGACACACCGAAUGCUGUUCCUAUGCCAUUACUGUGACCUUACUAGAAUUUUAAGCUUGUUGUAUUUUCACUUAACCACUGGCUUGGUUGGUUUAUUAAUUGUUGUGUUUGAUUAUUGAUGGCUGCGAGAAGGACUUGCUUUUCAUGUUCCGCUGACACAAACAUGAUGGAGAUUUUCCCGUCGAUGUAUUUAUGUGCAAAGUUUCCUCGAAUAUCCUCUGGUUAAGAGCCAAACCUGCAGUGAAGUCUGACUGCGGUCAAGCACGUCGUCUUUUCGAGAUGAUGAUAAUACCCUCGUCUUCGAGGUACCUGCGGUCCGUGAUAUUCAAUCACACGUCGAGAUCUACAGCUUAUUUAACCGACCACUUUGAAUUGUUUGAAAGAUCAAUACAAAUGUGAUUUACAGCCUGAUGUGUAACCUGACCUACUGUAUAUCAUCUACAGUACUUGUUAUAAAGCAGAAUGAUAUAUUACUGGUAGAUGGUUGGUGCCAUAAGGUAAAUAUUUAUAUCUUAUUGUGUAGAACUACACAUAAAUGAACAGCCUCUCUUGUAUAAAUGCCCCGUAAAAAUUAUUUUAAAAAAAUAUUUAUUUGUUGAAUAGUCAUUAAACCAUUUUACGAUGUAGAGAAAAAGGGGGAUUUGGCUGUGUAGCUGUUUGUAAAUAUAUUUUUUUUUCUUCUCACUUUUUUAUUUUUUAUUAUGGAUAAGUGAAAUAUCGCCAUCUAUUGGAGAAAAUGUCACAUGAACUUCACUAAAAGGACUCCUUAACAGCAAAAUGGCAUUUUCUCUGAUUUACAAAAUGUGGUUGAUUUUAUCUUGAUUCUACACAAAAUGCACCUGAAAAGACAGCAAGAUGUCGUUUUUUUUUCCCACUGAGUUCAAUCAUUGUUUUAAUCGUGCCUGUUAAAUAUUUUCUCUGUGUUUUUCCGCUCUUAUUUGUAUUGCUCUCCUGACAGAGCUUAUUUUCCGUUGUCUGAAAUCUGACAUUCUCUCUGCAGACAUUACUGGAUCCUCUUUCCAUUUGGAAACUGUUAUCUCCGACAUGCAGUAGCAUGUUGUAAUAUUUCCCAUAACCUUUGACAUGUAAAGACAUUUAUUCCAUUAAAAAAUAUUUUGGGCAUUUUAAA